AUGGGUCGCGUCGUGCGCGCGCAGCAGACGUACAAGGCGGCGACGGGAGCCACAGUGGCGGAUCUUCCCCAGAUUCUCACCGCGCUCCUGGCGGCGGACAACGACGUGCGAGGCAGCGCCGAGGCGACGUUGCGCAACGUCGCGCGCGACGCGAACGUCGUCCCCGCGCUCCUCACGCACGCGCGCGGGGACCCCGAUCCCCAGGUCCGCCAGCUCGCGGCGGUCGUCCUGAAGCGCAGGGUCCUCGGCCACUGGCCUCGGCUGCCCCGAGACGCGCAGGAGCAGGUCAAGCACAUCUUACUGGACGGGGUGGUCAAGGAGCCGGUGGGUCUGGUGCGCCGGUCCAUCGCGGACGUGGUGUCCAAGGUGGCCAAGGCGACCGUGCCCAUGGGCCAGUGGAACGCCCUCCCGGAGUUCCUCGCGCAGUGCACGCAGUCGCCGGAAGAGGCGCACAGGGACGUGGCCUUUGUCAUCUUCGCGUCGCUCACCGAGACGAUCGUCUCCGUCAUGACGCAGCACUUCGCCACCCUCGGCGGGCUGUUCCAGAACGGCCUAAACGACGCAUCGCUCAAGGUCAGAGUCGCCGCGCUCAGGGCGGUGCUCUCCCUGGUGACCAACACGACGGGUGAACCCAACGAGGUGAAGAUCAUCCAAGGUUUGGUGCCGCAGAUUAUCGCGACGGCGCGAAAUGCAAUCGCCGCGGGGGAAGAAGAGAACGCGGGACUGGCGUUCGAGGUGUUGGACGAGCUCAUCGAGUCGCAGCCCAAAGCGUUGAGCGGGCACGUCCCGGACGUGGUGGCGUUCUGCGUCGAGUGCGCGAACGCGACACAGCUGGAGACGGUGACGCGGCGCAGGGCGCUGGACGUGGUGUCGUUUCUGGCGAGGCACAAGCCGAAGGCGCUGCUCCGCGCCAAGCUCGUGCAGCCGCUGCUCAGGUCGCUGUGCCCGCUCGUGGGGGAACCCAAGGAGGAGGACCUCGCGGGCGAGGACGACAUCGACGAGGCGAGGGAGGAGGAGCUCCAGGUGCAGACGGUUGCGGCCAGGUUGGUGGACCUUCUGGCGUUGAAGGUUCCCGCGCGGCACGUCCUCCCCGAGGUGUUGCAGUUUGCCUCGCAGGCUCUCGCCGAGGGCGCCGCGAACGGCGACGCCAAGCGGCGGCACGCGGCCGUCGCCGUGUUGGGAAUCGUGUGCGAGGGGUGCGCCGAGGGUUUACAGCGCCGAGCGCCCGAGAUUCUCCCGAAGGUUGUCGAGUCGUUGAGGGAUUCGAGUCCGGACGUUCGCGGCGGAGCGGCGUUUACGCUGGGACAGAUGGCGGAGUACCUGCAGCUCGGGUACGAUUUCCCGCACAUGCACCGGGACGUGCUCCCCGCGCUCUUCGCGGUGCUCCCGACGGAGCCCGAUAAGAGGGUCCAGGAGCGGAUGAUGUACGCGAUGGACUCGUGGCUCGAGCAACUGGACGAUGAGGUGGCUCCGUACGUCGAACCCCUGCUGCAGAUAUCCUACAUCGCGCUCGACUCACCCGACGCCAGGCCGCAGGUGAAGGAGAUGCUCCUGUCCGCGUGCGCGUCGGCGGCGGCGGCGGCGGGCGGCGCCAUGCACCCGCACCUGCCCGCGCUGCUGCCGCGGUUGGAGCGGUGCCUGACGGCUACGGAGGACAAGGACCUGAAACCCCGAGCUCGGGCGCUGGAGGUGCUCGGCAUGCUGGUGAGCGCGCGCGGGGGACGGGCGGCGAUGGAGGCGCACGUUCCCGCCAUCAUGGCCGCCGCCGACUCGGGGUUCGACCUGGACUACAGCGAUCUGAGGGAGUACGGGCACGGCAUGUACGCAGAGGUGGCGGAAGCGCUCGGAGAGGGGUUCGCUCCGUACCUGCCGGGCUGCGUGGAAAAAGCCGCGGCUUCGCUGCGACUGGACGACGGCGUGGUGUACGACUCCGACGAGGAGGAGCACGACCGCGCGCGCCAGGGCAUGGUACCCGGGGGGGAUUCCGACGACGACGGCGAGGAUUUCAGCGAUUCGGACUCGGAUGGCGGCGGCGGCGGGAACUACUCCAUCUUCAGCGGCGUCGUCGAGGAGAAAGCCGCGGCGUGCAAAGCCGUGGCGUCCUACGCGCACCACUGCCCGAACGCGUUCAAAACCCACAUCGGGGCGUUCCUGAACCCGAUGGGUGACAUGGCGGACUACAUGCACGAGAUGGUCCGAUCGCAGGCGCACCACGCGUUGGCGAGAAUGGCGCAGUGCGCUUUGAAAGCUGCGCCGCCGCCGAGCGUCGAGGCUUUCCCAAUCGUCGACGCCUCGCUCAACGCGACGCAACGCGCGGCGCUCGAGGACGACGACAGGGACGCCGUGGCCGCCGCGAUGGAGAGCGCGGCGGAGGUGAUCAAGUCCGUCGCCGCCUUGGGUGGGGGCGGGAUUCGGCACCUCGCCGACGCCGGACACCUCAAGGGCCUCAGCGACCACUGCCUCGCCGUGCUGGAGGGCCGAGCUCCGUGCCAGGAGGGCGACGACGAGGAGCACUGGGCGGAGGAGGGCGCCGGUGACGCCGACGACGGGGACGACCCGGAGGAGGAAGACGAGGAGGCUGAGCUCGGGCAGAUCGUCCUGGAGGGCGUCGCGGAGCUUCUCCCGGCGCUCGCCGCGGUGGGUGGAGCGGAGUUUGCGCCGCACUUUCAGCCGCAUUUCGCCGCGCUGAUGCGACGAACGUCGGGGACGAGACCGGAGGGACAGCGGUCGGUGUCGUACGCCACGAUCGUGGAGGUUGUGCGCGCCAUCGGCCCGGCGGCUGCCCCCGUGGUCCCGCUCGCCCUUCCCGGGUGCUGCCGCGAGUUUGGAGCCGAGACGGCGGGACUGCGACGCAACACCGCGUAUUGCGCGGGGGUCAUGGUGGAGGUGGGCGGCGCCGCCGCCGCGCCCCACAGACUCGACGUCGCCAGGGCGCUCCUCCCGCUGCUCUCCGCGGAGGAGACGGACCGGGGCGUGCGGGACAACGCCGCGGGCGCGGCGGUCAGGGUGCUCGCCGCCGACGGGUUCGCGGUGGCCAGAAACCCCGAGACCGGCCCCGCGCUCCUCGCCGCGACGCUCGCCGCGUUACCCAUCGUGGAGGACUUUGAGGAGGCCGCGGCGACGUACGGGGGCCUCGUGUCGGUGUUUGCGGACGCAGGUGCUGCGCAGGUUCUCGCGCGGUGGGCUCCCGCGACGGUCGCGCUCUUCGCGCGCGUCGUCGGCGAUGAGUACGCCAAGGCACGCAAGGGAUGGCCCGGGAAGGACGGGGCGUCGAAGGUUGUGGACGCCGGGACAAUCGCGCGGAUGGCGGCGGCGAUCGACGCGAUGCGCGCGGCGGACGCGAACGCGGCGGAGGCGGCGGCGGGGAUGACAGGGGAGCAGGCGGUCGCGGUCGCGGAGGCGAGGGCGGGGAACAUCCCGCAGCCGUGA
This is a messenger RNA of Micromonas commoda, 3429 nucleotides long. RefSeq lists its product with no specific name. Gene Ontology annotation, molecular function: small GTPase binding; nuclear import signal receptor activity. The record is from RefSeq and is a predicted model, not a curated record. Gene Ontology annotation, biological process: protein import into nucleus. NCBI's taxonomy places the organism in Eukaryota, Viridiplantae, Chlorophyta, Mamiellophyceae, Mamiellales, Mamiellaceae. The transcript has a single exon. The coding region runs from base 1 to 3429 and encodes 1142 amino acids. Gene Ontology annotation, cellular component: cytoplasm; nucleus.